UAUAAAGCAAACCGGUUUCUGCGACGUGUGAAAAGAGAUAAUCAGCGAAUUCAGCAAAGAAGGGGUAGCUCUCUAUCGCAUUGCUUUUGCUUACUUCUGCUUGCCGGAAUACCGCACGAUCAAUGAUCAUUUUCAUUUCUACUGCGAAUGUUGCAUCUAUGCAUCAGACAGGUGCGAAGCGAAUGUAAUACGACUUCCUUUCAUGUAUUGAUUAUGCUCUAACAGAGAUCUUCAUUUUUCAUUUUCCAUUUCAUCGUUUUCGAACCAUACUGUCGUAUACAAGAUGCCCACAGUGACGGAGAUGCUAUGCAUGUUUUGCCUGCGAUCAGUAACAACCACAAGUCCAGUCUGCGAAGAAAACAAUACGAAUACGAUCAAAGAAUCGAUAGUGAUCUCCUCGUGCCGUCAUUUAAUGCAUAUGAGCUGCUUCGUUGAUUUAAUUCCAUCAGAUCCGGUAUCUUGUCGACACCCAGAAUGUGGUAAAGUUCUAGACCGUGAUGAAGUACUUGUAAUCGAUGCUAUUCUUAAAGAUCGUCGUAUCAUAGUCGAGUCAACUGAUGAAAAGUGUAACUUCGUCGAAGAAUUAUCAGAACGUCUAAUUGUAAAUGUAGCGACGUGUAACCUCGUUGAAGAAUUAACAACCUUUCUGAAAGCAGCCAAGGACAAGAUAGCUGAACUCGAAGCCAAUAUUAAGAACUACUCCGAGCUCGGGGCUAAAGUUGAUAAACGCUCCAGUCAAGCCGAAACAGCCGAGCUAAAUGCGAAGAAUCUUUACGAAUUAGCCCUUGAGAAGUUAACCGAUCAUCUUGUUGCUUGUAAGUGUACAUCUCGACCUGACUUCGGUGUUCCUGUACUUUCGACGAGCAUUGAGCUCCUCAGCACUUUGAAGCAGUCGAAACCAAGAUCAGUAAUGGAUUCACAGACACCGGAAAUUGCUCCGGUUUCACGUUCGAACGAUGUGUUUGAUCGAAAUCAGGAAGAGAUCGUUCGAGUAGAGAAAAUAGACCAGUCUAAUGUGGCUACUUCGCCAAAUAAAGAACCAGAACGUCCUAUGAUCGAAUCAAUCGCAGAUUUUCCCAACGUGUUGGCAGAUUUUGUACCGACGAUAGAUCCAUCUAGCGAUAAUAAAUUCGUACCAUUUCCAGAGUCGAUAGAAGAACCGAAAGAAACCACCGAUACUUCGAUGAAAUCACCUUCAUCACUUCACCAUCAUGCUAAAGAUCUUCGCCAACAAUCAUCUGAUAAGAAAUGCAUAGUGACAGAAGAACCUAUUUCGGAAUGUAGGCAGUGUACGACGAGUAAUCACAACGCAAACCAUUCGCUUCGUAAUACCAGCGGUAGCAGUGAGAGUUUGGGUUCGAUUGCUGCGGAUGAAGCAGGCUCUUCAAGACGUUCCAGACGUUCCAGAUCAUCGAGCAGUGGAUAUCGUAGAAAAAUGAAAGCUCAAAAGACUGCCAUUACUGCGCAGAAAGAUCGCUCACCGGAAGCUAAACGAUGGAAAGGACCUAGUGAAUCGAGCACCCACGACUACGAAAGAUACUGGCAGCGUUUUCGUAUAACACCACCAAAGUUAAACCCUUUCUCUCCUCUGAAUUCUUUUCCAAUGGGUUACACCGUUGCUGGCAUUCAAGAUCCUACUGAAAAGGUGUGUAAAGUGGCCAUCCUCGCCUACGAUGUAUUGCUACUCGGCGACGGUCACGCAUUAAGCGUCGCAAAUUAUAUCCUCAAAAACAAACCGUUCAAAGAUCAGCUUUCUGAAUCGUUGUACAGACGUAACCUCAGUAUCAUCGAUCUGGUCAUGAAUCUGAAUUUUUACUUCACAGUGCUCCCUGAAAGGAUCAUCUUAUGUAUUGGGAAUUGGGAUGCGAGCCAAAAUAUGCCAUCUGAGCAAUUUCUGGCCCAUUUUAAGGAUCUGUUGCAGAUUUUCAAGAAAUGCCAGGUCAAAGUUUUGUACACUCUGCCUAUUAUUACGCACCCAGGGAUGGACGCGGACGCGAAUAGAGAUUUGAUCGCUCAGUGCUUGAGUACUGAUUGGAGCAAGACUCUUGGUGGCCAGUAUGUGUUGUUCUCAGAGAUGGUAUCCAAUGCUAUCGGUGAUCAGAUCCCAGUAGUCGAAGAUAAGGGUCCGAUGUAUGCGUUAGACCAAUAUGCGCCGUUAGUGGAAGCCAUUCGUGAUCGUUUUAUUCCUGUGGCUAUGGCGUUACCUGACGUAAAUGAAGCUGAAGCUGAGGCUCCGUGGAAUACUCUAAAUGGACAUCAGACCUGAUGGAUGAAAGCAGUACCUAUCUAUAUUCUAUAAGAGAAAAAUUGCACAGGUACGUACCUGUUUUCCAAGCUGAAGCCAGGGAUUUUCGGUCCGACAUUAUUAAUCUCGAGUACUCCAGAAUGGUUUUUAUUUUAUUGAAGCUUCACGACCUGCCAGGAUUUGUUUCGUUUAAGAAGGAGCUUACCUACAUUUUGUUAGUUUCGUUUUUUAUUUUAUUUUAUCAUUGGGAUUUAUAUGUGUUCAAAGUCUCACUGUUUUGUAUUUAUAUAUAUUUGUUAAACUCGACUUACCUAUAGGUAUUGUGUAUUAGUUUUUGACUGAAGUAGUCACCCUUAUCACUGACGAUCUGUAUACUUUCGUGAUUUCUAAUGAUAAGUGUUAAGUGCAUUGAAAUUGUGUUAUUUUAUGAGAUAGUUAUUGUUAUUAUGUUUAUAAUUUUUUUUUUAUUUGUUUUCGUUUUUUUUAUUCUCGUUGGAUGUUGAGUUCAUGUAUUUUGUUUUGUCUGAAAUUAUAUCCAGGCGACAUAGAGUCCAUUAUUACUUUCAUAUAUUGUUAUACAGAUUUCGACAAUCAUGACAUUACAAUUACAAUAUAUUUUUUUUACACGGUC
Planococcus citri (citrus mealybug) is the source of this 2876-nucleotide messenger RNA. RefSeq lists its product as uncharacterized. The transcript has 3 exons. NCBI's taxonomy places the organism in Eukaryota, Metazoa, Arthropoda, Insecta, Hemiptera, Pseudococcidae. The record is from RefSeq and is a predicted model, not a curated record. Bases 284 to 2266 code for a protein of 660 amino acids.